This is a messenger RNA of Aspergillus calidoustus, 822 nucleotides long. The record is from the annotation of a GenBank genome assembly. Lineage: Eukaryota; Fungi; Ascomycota; Eurotiomycetes; Eurotiales; Aspergillaceae.
AUGCCUCGACUGACGAUGAUGAUGCGGCUUGCCACUUUGUUGCUAUCAGCAAGCUUGACUGGUGCACAAACUUUUCGACAGCUGCCAGGAUUCCAGACUCGGGAUUUCGGUGGCCUUGUUCCUAGGCAGUCAAUUGGAGAUGGCUCCGACUGUUCUAUUUAUGAUACCUGUGGUGAAUGUUUCGGCACUGGCUAUGUACUAUGCGACGACGCUGGCUGUUUUAACCCGGAUGAUGGCGAGCAAUGCUGUAAAGGCGGAGGCGCGUGUGUUGGGAGGAACAGCUCUUGCUGUCCCGAUGGACCGGGUACACCAGGGGAGGACGGGGCAAUUGACUACGACUCUCUCGAAGACGAUGAUGAAGACGAAGAGUCGAGCACUUCCUGGCUCUGUGAUAUCACCAUGACAGACGAGGAGUGCUGCGUAGCCGGCGGCGAGAACAUCCAUUGGUGCCCUGGCAACCUCUCAGGUGGGCUGUGCAUGAACUCAACAGACCAGAUAUGCUGCGAAGACGGCCACGUGUGUUUUGAAGAGGACUGCUGUGAUAUUGUGGAUUCAACGCCUGUAACGCCUUGGGAAACCUCUUCGAGCGCGCAAUCUACUCCAGAGCCCAGCUCCAGCUCCAGCUCCAGCUCCGACUCGGACUCGGAAUCUGACACUGAAUCCGAAACCGAAGCAAGCACCGAAACUACAACGCCCUCUGCGACAACCCCGAGCAUUGACACGUCAAGCCCAACUCCUACUGACGCUGGUGAAAAGUUGGCUGUCUUGCAAGGAGCAUCAGCGCUUGCUGGGGCACUUGUGGCCGGCCUUUUUGUCCUUUGA